Molecule: messenger RNA, 2967 nt
Organism: Trichophyton benhamiae CBS 112371
Lineage: Eukaryota; Fungi; Ascomycota; Eurotiomycetes; Onygenales; Arthrodermataceae
Exons: 1
Coding region: 1-2967 (988 amino acids)
Biological process (GO): exocyst localization; exocytosis
Cellular component (GO): exocyst
Molecular function (GO): SNARE binding
Source: RefSeq, a predicted model, not a curated record
AUGAACGAGCGUCGCAAAGUCCGGCUCAGCCUCUUGCCAGGGUCGACUCCGUCUGUGGCGCAAAGACGAGCUGCUUUUGAACAGAAGAAGGACGCUGGCGCGGGCGCGGGAGCUGCUGCUGAGAGGCCGCAGAUACGCCGCACCAGGUCGAGUCGCAUACGCAGACGGCACGAAGAGCUUCAGGGGAUCGCGGAACAGCCGCUGCAGGAAGCCAAAGGUGGGAUACAGACACAGACACAGAUACAGGAGACAGAGGUCGAGGUCGAGGUCGAGGUUGAAAUCGAGUUACCUGCGUCUGGCAGUGCUGAUACUGUUGAGAGCGAUUCUCGUCUGGUCGACGCUGGCGCAGAUAUCAACAUCGCCCGCCAACCACAACCACAGCCACCACUACAAGCACCACUACAGCAGCAACAACUACAACAACGACGGUACUCUAGAUGGAUAGCUGCUGCUCCUAGACGACCGUCGACGCUACGAACAGUGACUGUGCCCUCGCCGGAGCCGCCGCUACUCACGCCGCCCCUGACAAGCUCCAGCAGCGACUCGCUCUGCUUCGCUGCCCCGGUCCAGGCACCGGCAUACCAUGACAGUGAACCCCCAUGCAAACCAGCCGCACAAGAACGACCCCAAUUGAUCCUACAUACCCCUCCUACGUCCACGCGGACAUCAUCCUCUACUGCGUCACACUCAGACAUGGCGGACGAAAACGGCUCGGACGGGAGCCUGGUGGUGCCCCGGCUAGAGGACCUGCUACGGCAUCCCGAAGACCUGGAGAAGAUAUCGGUGCUCAAGGCAGAAUAUACCAGAAAGAAAGAAAACGUCGAUUCACAGCUGCGGGAAGGGCUGCGGGACCAGCUCGAGCUCGUGCAGCGCAGCCUGGCUGACCUGGCCGAGGGCAGAAGGCAGAUCAUGGACGCAAAGAUGGGGCCGCAGGGCAUCGACAGGCUCUGGGCCGAGUCGCAGUCUGCUCUCGGCGACUUCGCUCAGAUAGACAAGCUGGCCAAGAUACAGCGCAAUUUCGAAGCGGUGCUCUUCAUGAAGAAGGGGCUCGAGACGUUUCAUGCUGACGUGGCCGAGGUAGAGCGCAUGCUGCGCGAAGACGACAUGGACAUGGAGAACCAGCCCAACCUCCUGAACAUACACAUGGCCCUCUCGCGUCUGCGGGACUUCCGAGACGAGGCCAUGGACCAGAUACGCAGGGCCAAGGAUAAGAGCAGUGAGGCCACCCUGACCGAGCUGUUUGAGGGGCUCGACCCGGCCAUUGAGUGGUUCGACGACCACCUGGGCACCGCUUGCAUGAAUAUCAUCCCGCUCAUCCAGGCUGAUAACCGCAGCAUGGUCGUCAGGCUCGCGGUCGUUAUUGCGAAUGAAGAGAAGAAUGACGCCAAAGUCAGGGCCCUGCAGGAUGCGCAGAAGGACCACGAGUAUCUCGCCAGCAGGUUCAAGUCGAUGAACAUCGGGCCCAAGACUAUCAGGGGCUACAAGGAGAACUUCCUCAAGAGCAUCGAGCUGUACGCCCAGCCCAACUUUGAGGACUCGAAACAGCAGUUCCUAGAUGACCCGGACAGACUGGAGAAGAGCUUCAAGUGGUUCUUCAACGACCUGUUUACCGUCCAGCAGGGGAUGCAGAACCUGGUGCCGAAGAAGUGGAAGAUCUUCAAGACAUACACCGACAUAUACCACCGCAUGAUGCACGACUGGCUCAUCGAGUUCGUAGAUGACCCCCAGAUGCCCGCUGCCAACAUGCUGGCCAUCAUCAACUGGUCGGAAAAGUACUAUAAGAAGAUGAAGAAACUCGGAUGGGAGGCAUCGGACCUCGUCCCCAACGUUCUCGAUGACCGCGAAGGCGAACUCGUACAAGACUGGCGUAACCUCAUCGUCAAGGCCCUGGAUGAAUGGAUGGACCGCAUGUUCAACACCGACAAACGGGCUUUCCUCGACCGUGACAUGGACUCUCUCGACACCAACCCGGACGGGUUCUUCCGCACCAAGACUCUCGGAGACAUGUGGCGCAUGCUUCACGAACAGCUUCAGGCUGCCGGUGCCUCCCAGCGUACAGACGUCGCUGAGGGCGUGGUAGAUGCCAUGUUCCGCUCCCUCAAGACCCGCCAGUCAAUGUGGCAGACCAUGCUCGACGAAGAAUGCGCAAAGUACAAAACACCCACCAUCGACCAGCCCGAGAGUCUCCAACAGUUCCAGGACUGGCUCAUCGCCGUUGCCAACGACCAGAUCGCUUGUAUUGACGACAACGACGCCUCGGGCCAGCUAGGCCACUUGACCCGUUUCAACCGUGACUUCGAACCGCUCGUGACAGACAAAUACCUAACUGCCCAAGCAGCCAACGAAGUCGCUACAAUACGAGACGGAUACGUCGAUCUAGGCACGCACUGCAUAUCCGUCUUCAUCGACCUGAUUUUCUCCGUCGACUUCCGCACCACACUACCUGAAUUCUUCACCCAGAAAUGGUACGGCGAGUUCGCUAUGAAGCGCAUGAUCUCUACUUUUGAAGACUACAUAAGCGAUUACCAUGCCGUCCUCCACCCGUCUCUACGUGAUAUCCUCGUAGAAGAAAUCUCCGACGAGCUACUGGUCCACUACCUCUCUUGCGUGCGCAACAAGGGCGCCAAAUUCCGCCGUCAAGACCCGUACACUGAAAAGUUCAAAGACGACAUCCUGACUGUCUUUGGCUUUUUCCAGAAAUUCCCGGACUCCUUUGGCGGAGGCAUCAAGGACCGAUGGAGACUUGUCGAUUGGCUUGUUCGGUUGCUUGAGGCAGACAAGGCUGGCGUUGUUGUGGUUUACGAAGGGUUCAAAACCGAGUACUGGGAUCUGCAGCUCUCCUGGGUUGAAGCUGUGUUACGAUGCAGAGACGACUUUGAGAGAUCCAUGGUCAGCGCCAUCAAGGCGAAGGCUGCUGAGCUCUCGGUUGAAAUGGGUCCCGAUACACUCAUGGGAAGAGUCAGAUAG